This is a messenger RNA of Bradysia coprophila, 5802 nucleotides long. RefSeq names its product AF4/FMR2 family member lilliputian (gene lilli). Gene Ontology annotation, cellular component: nucleus; super elongation complex. Gene Ontology annotation, biological process: regulation of gene expression. The record is from RefSeq and is a predicted model, not a curated record. Lineage: Eukaryota; Metazoa; Arthropoda; Insecta; Diptera; Sciaridae.
GACAAAAACAACUACCCAAUAUGGCGUCUUUUCGACAAAAAAAAAUUUAUUUGCUGUUUGAUGAUGGAUUAUGGGACUUUAUUUUAUCGAAAUUAUUUUAAUAUUGUUUAGAAAUCCUUGUGUUUUCCCAUCAAUUCAUACUUUUAAAAAGAGUGCUCUGUACAAUUAUAAGUUACAUUUGAAUGUAUACUAAACUAAAAAAGUGUGCCCUAAAAGUUGGUGUUUUUUCUGUCCACUGUGGCGCGUCAAUUAUUCCGUAUUUUUGCCAAUUGGAUCGCCAAUUAAUAGUGUUUAUGAUAUUUUAUUAACUGCAAUAAAUAACUAAAACUUAAAUAAAAGUUAAACAAAAAUAAACAGACAGCCUAUCACUUGAACGCAAUUGUAAAAAAAGGAACGAAAGAAAGUGUUUUGAAGAAAAAAAAAUUUCAUUUGCAUUGAUGAAACUCGCAUUUGCAUUAAAUUUGUUCUAUUUUGGACCGGAUUUAUUGUCGACCCAUCCGUCACAAUCAACCUACACGAAUGUGGAGCGGGCAGUAUGAAGAAUGGCAAAAACAUGUACCCCUCUGGAAAUGAAGAUAUGAAAAGACCAGGCAUGGAAGACUUUGAGAGAAAGGAACGACGUGAACGAGAUAAACAGGCUAGAGCGAUGAUGGCCCAAGAGAAGCAUCAAGAACCAGUGCCAUUGUUCGGAGAACCAGUGAGAAAAUCAAGUCCCAGUGACAGCGAUCGUUCUAUUCAAUCAAAAUUAGGUGAUUUUUCGUUAGUGAAGCAUAUUAUUGGCGAAAAAAAUGAGUCAAUGCUAAUUGGAAUUCAAAGUGGAAUCCAAAGUCCAGCCGCUUUGCGUCAGCCGAUGAUGCAAGGUUUUCCAGUUCAAAAUAACCGAGGUCCUUCCUCAACAUAUCCAUAUCAUCAGCCUCCCCAGUACAACAAUAGAAGUGUUUUUGUAAAACCUAACGACAGUAAACCCACAUACAAUGGUCGGGGUGGUUAUUCAGGUCAACCAAUCAAGCAUGACCAACAUGUUAGUGGUAUGCCAAACCAAAAACUUCUUCCGCCGCCGUCGUCGAUACCACCGCAAAUGCAUAAUGGUAGAUCGAAUGAAAAGCAUAUGAUGCAUCCGGUGAACGGACGAGCACCUAUGUUUGCAAAACCUACCAAAGUGAUGCCAGAUAAGCCUCCAACGUCGUCAACACUAGCUAACUUAGCAUCCGGACCGGAUGUUGAGAAAAUUUUACAAGUUAUGACGUCAAAAGUGGACUUACUGGAUGCCAUUGCACCGACGCCCCGAAAUGAGAUGACUGAAAUCCAAUUAACUAGGGCGCCAAUCUAUGCGGAAAUGCUGGCUCCAAUUCCACCACUCCCACAAAAACCAAAUAUACAAAUGGUUCAACCAUUUCCGGAGGAUCGACGGCAAGCGAAACCAAUAGAUUUAUUAAAUGACUUAGACGUUUCGGAUAGUGACGAUGGUGGAACGGCUAGCGCACCAACCAUCGAUAACAGUAACGAUGAUCGGACCAAGGCAUCAGCAAUGAUUGAACCCCUUUCGCCAAACAAUGACAAUUCAAGUGAAAGUGGUUCCGAGUCAACGUCACCGAGUCAAUCGUCGAGCGAAGAAUCGAGUUCGGCGAAAGUCGAGAACAGUCAGGAGAAGAAAACGUGGUGUUUAUCGUCAUUCGCUCCGAAAAAAGCCAAAUCCACUCAACCAUCACAAGACAGUCAACCUGCUGUUGCAAAUAUAAAACAUGAACCUAAUGUGAUCGACGAUGACAACGACUUAAUGUACAAUGCGCAGAUGAUGCCGAACUCAAUGAAUCCAGUCAAGGAUAUUUAUCAACCGCAAACACUCGCAAACAAUUACGAUUCUAAAGCACAGCUCAGCCAGAAUAAUUGUGAACUGAACGUGGAUGCAAUUAAGCAAGAACCACCCGCGGCCAAGAGUCCAUCUAAAAGUCCUGAAAAACUGCCUUCGGUUGAUCCAUUUGAGUCUGAUGAAAUUGAAAGUGUGCUGGCUGAAGCCAAGGAAUUGAAUCAAAUCAAACCAGUAUCUAGUUUGUCGGACACCGAUGACAAACAAGAAAUACGUAAAAAGAAAGCGCCGCGAAGACGACCCCGCAAACAGCCUCCAACUACCAAUGAUGCAUCCAGCGACGAAGAUGGUUUUUCAAGUACAAAUACAGCAAAUCGCCGUAGCAGUUUCGUUGAAACUGGCACUUGUAGAUCCCAAUCAAUGGACACGGAGAAGAAGCGCCGAGGUCGGCCGCGAAAGGAUCCAACCGCUGUUCCACCACCAAAAACCACACCAAACAAAAAGGAAACAGUGAAAAAAACGAAUGCUCGAACUCGUAAUGGACGUUCCAAUUCAACGGUAAAGAGUCGAGAAAUGCUUUCGACUGAUUCGUCGUCGGCCGACGAGGAUACACCAGAAAAACGCAACGUUCGGUUACCAAUAAUUUCACCUCGUAAUAAUAACAAAAAGUUAACCAAUAGAAAUUUAGAAGAAUUAUCGUCAGCUGCUAGUGAAGAUGAAAUCAUACCUCCUCAACCAACAAAUAGCCUACGACCGGAAUCGUUGUCACCGAAUGAUCGACUAUCCACUGGUCGAAGCAAACGUUCGUUAUCGUCAAGUGAAGAUAAUUUGAACAGCAGCGACGAUGAUUUACACAAUGACCAAAAAGUCAACAAACCUAAAAGUGAUAAGAACAAAAAGGACACUCUUCGCAAAGUGUUUCCAAAACUUUCCAAAUGGAAAGGUGGUGCCAAAGGAAAAGGUCAGGGUCAAGUGCUAAUUGUCGAUCACUCCGAAGAAGCUCAAACUCAACAAGCUAAAGAAAACCAAAUGCCUUCCGAUAAAUUAUUGUCACCGAUUGCCUACAAACCAACCAUUGCCGAACCAAUUCAACAGCAGCAUCAGCUUCAACAACAACAACAACAACAAACACAACAAAAUAUUAACAAGACUCCAACUUUGAUUCCAAAAGCGUCGGAACUGACAACCAGUAACAUAAAUUCCAACAACAACAAAUACAAAUCAAUGGAAACUCCAUCAAUAAUGUGCCGCAUUGAUUUGAGGCGACUGAAGCGAAUACCACCGGAUCGAAAUUUGCUACUAGCACGGCAGGCAAAUCGCAGAAAUUCGAAACGUGGCGGUAGUAGUAUUGGUGGUGAAGACGAUCGAUUGUCGAUGGCCAGUCCGAAUGAACUUCGGAAUCGUACAAGGUGCGGCGUCGACGAUGAACCAAGCAAUCGAAUAAGUAAUUCCAGAGAUAGUAGCAGUAGUAUGGAUGGAAAAUCGUCCAAUCAAAAGUCGUCAAUGGUCGACAUUGCAAUAGCUCCUACAUCAAAUACAAAAAUCGGUAGUAGUAGUGGCAGCAGCAGCAGCAGCAGUAGUAGUUCCAGCAGCAGUAGUAGUAGUAUACAGGCUCGCAGCGACUACGAAAUGUCAAACGUGAAUGAAAGACUUAGUAGUAAAUACAAUACCGUUAUACACAAUAGUAUAGAAUCUAGGCUAGGCAAUGUUGAUCAACAUACUAUAAGGAAUACGUAUAGCACGACACAUUCACCGAAAUUGGAUGAAAAACCGAUUGGCAAAGCAAUCAAACACGAAGGCCUUAAAUCUGAAUUUAGCAAUAAUGAAUACAAUAAUUAUGCGUCACCAAAGUCGUUAACGGGCGACGCUGUCAAUAGUAAAUUGACCAACAGUUACGGCAGCACGAUCAAACGAGAAAAUAUCAAAACGGAAUUCAAUGCUGAUCCAGAUGAAACACAAAGCAGUCAUAAACCUUGCACAAAUGAUUUUGCGCCGCAUAGUCGAAGUAAACGUUCAUCCAGUGGAAGUAGCAGUCCGUUCAAAGAUAAGAGAAAGAAGAAGAACGAUUUAGUAGUGGAACAAGUACCUCCAACCAAUCACGAUCGGUUAGAUAAUUUGCUGGCACCUCCACCACAGAAGGCACCCAUAGUCCAGAAAGUUUACUAUUCAUAUUUUGAGCGUGCUAAUGACAACAAAGAUGAAACUAAGGACCACAGCACUUUUCUGUUAGAAGCCAAGAGACUGAAACAUGCAGCUGAUCGGGCAACGGAGAGCCUAGCGCAAGCCAUGCUAUAUUUAGAAGCGGUGCUCUACUUUCUACUUACUGGUACAGCUAUGGAACGAGAAUCUGUUACGGUCAAGGCAGCUUUUACUAUGUUUAAAGACACUCUUAGUUUAAUAAAAUACAUUUCUUCGAAAUUCAAAAACCAACAAUCACAUCCAGUACAAGGAAACAUUCACAGCAAAGUGGCAAUUUUAAGCCUGAGAUGUCAAUCAUUAAUACAUUUAAAAUUGUACAACAUGCAACGGCCCGAAGUCAAAGAAUGUCAAAAAAUAAUUUCGGAUUAUAUGACCAAAGGUAAUAUUGAAGUGCCAAAUGGCAAUACGCCAUCACCAAUUUCUCCGACCAAUUCUGUUGGAUCACAGAGUUCGGGAUCGAAUACUCCACCUUGCUCGUUGGAGCCGCUACAAGUACAUGGUGCAUUUCAGCGACAAGGAAGUCUUUUCAAUUAUUUAGUUAGCUGUCAUGACUUAUGGGAUCAAGCUGAUGCACUAGUUACGAAAGGAAAUCACACAGAUUUUUUUAUCACACUCGACCAUGAAUAUGGACCCAUCACAUUACACAGUACAAUAAACAAUGUGGUCAAGUACAUUCAAGCUGGCUUACAGCAUCUGAAAGUGGAAAAGACCAAACAAUUGUAAUAUUUAUAGUCACACACACACGAAAGAAAAAUGUUCUCAGAUUGUUCAACAAUAUACGGAACAUAUCCCGUAUUCGUAGCGGCCGAUCUUCGCAUCUACGAAUAUAUAAAUAAAGCAGGCAACAAUAUGUUGUGUCUAAAAACAUAUGAUUGAAUUGUUAUUGAUUAAUUUUAUUGAUUAUUAUUAUUGAUUUUUUUUUAAUUUUAUUUUAUUUGUACAACAUUAAAAACUAAACAAAAAUUUUUCUUUUUUUUAAAUAUAUAUUUUUGAAUUGAAACGGAAAUGUAUAGUAGCGGAAAUGAAAUGAUUAUCAUAGGGAAUUAUUAUGGUAUACAAAAAAAAGUGGACGAAAAAGAUGACAAAGGAAGACACAAGAAGACUUUCACUUCGAUUGAAAAGUGAACACACAUUUUGGUGAGACACGGUGUAUCGUGUAUUUGAAAUAAAAGAGAGAAAGAAAAGAUGAUAGAAAUAAAAUAACUAAAAUUUAAAAAUAAAAAAACUUUGUAAUAUAAAAAGAUGAAUAAAAAACCAAAACCAAUAGAAAGAAGAAGAAGAAAAAAAAACAUUUUUUUACUAAAAGAAAAUUAAAAUGAGAAACAGAAAAUUAAAGAUAAUUAUACUUAAUAAGGAAAAGAUAAAAAAAAACUUAUUUUAUUAACUGAGACGCGCUAUGAUGGGAUAUAAAAUAAAAUUAAGAAAAAUUAAGAAGAAAAAACAACACACAAAGAUUAUUUAAAACAAAUAAAUGAAGAAAAAAACGACGGAAAAUGAAAUUAUUGAAAGAAUUUUUUUUUUUUCGUUUUUUAGUCAUAUAAAACAAAAGAUAAAUAAAAGAAAAACAACCAACAACACCACACAAUAAUUUAUAUUUAUAAAAACUGAAGAAGAAAAAUUAUGAAUUUUAUGAAUGAAAAUUCAAUCAAUCGACGACGAGAUUGGACAAUUUAUUCGUAAUUUUUAAAUUACCCUAGGCAUUAUAAUAAAAAAAAGAAUUAAUUUAAACUCAAUUUGUACAUAAAUUAUAUACAACAACAAGAGAAGAAAAAAAACAUAAAAAAACUUAUAUUGAU